Seriola aureovittata is the source of this 1486-nucleotide messenger RNA. RefSeq names its product OX-2 membrane glycoprotein-like. The coding region runs from base 173 to 1183 and encodes 336 amino acids. Lineage: Eukaryota; Metazoa; Chordata; Actinopteri; Carangiformes; Carangidae. Gene Ontology annotation, molecular function: cell-cell adhesion mediator activity. The transcript is spliced from 7 exons. The record is from RefSeq and is a predicted model, not a curated record.
AGUUCACCUCGAACUUACCUGCAUGUCUGUGCCUGCCUGCAGCUGCACAGUGACAGGUUAUUAUUUUAAAAUUUUGGCGGAUGGAUGCCAACCGCCGUGAAAGGCAGAAAAGGAAAAGAAAGAAGGGGAAACUUGAGUGGGUGGGAGUAACCACCAGACACAUGCAGCAGAAAUGGCACAGUGUGGAGUUAUACAUGUCUUUUUUGCAUUGGGAAUCUUUCAGAAAGGUCUAACAGCUGUGAUACAGACACAGCAGACUGUGGUGGCAGCAGUGGGAGAAGACGCUCGUCUCAGCUGUCAGCUCAUGCAACAUAAAGAAGUUCUUCAGGUCACAUGGCAGAAAGUUUUACCUGAGGGGGAGAAGAAUCUCGCCACCUACAGCAAACACUUUGGUUCCAGAGUGAUUCCUGACUUUAGAGAGAAAGUGGAGAUAAAAGAUGCUGGACUGAAGAACUGCUCCAUAGUUAUUAGAGAGGUGAUGGAGCAGGAUGAAGGCUGCUAUCUCUGUUUGUUUAACACCUUCCCUGACGGUGCUCUCGCUGCUACAACCUGCCUCCAACUCUAUGAGCUGCAUGAACCCAUUCUACAUGUUAGAGAAUCAAACUCUACUCAGGAGUCACUUGUGUCCUGCUCGGCCACAGGACGACCUGCUCCAACACUGACACUCAAUGUCACGCAGCCACACCUCCACUUCUCACGCUACAACACUGUCAGUGUCCACAGCAGCGAUGGUACAGUCACUGUCACCACUACAGCUGUGCUGUCAGGUUUCCGUGACAACAGCGCACAGGUUGGAUGUGCGGUGCGAGUGCUCUCCGGUCACAAAGAGGUGUUUAUGAUGAUUCCUGAGGUCAAACAGACGUCUGCUGAUGGUUUUCAAUCUGGAUCUAAUGACAGAACCUUCAUCAGGACUUGGAUUGUGUUAGUGGCCUUUGGUUGUGCUGCUGCUGCUUUGCUCAUCACUGUCCUGCUUAAACAAAAACAUCACAACAGUCUGUCACACAGAGACCAUGAGAUGAGUGAGAUGCCUCAAACUACAGACAGAGACACUGAUCUGACCCAAAAACCUCUCGUCACACAGGAGAACAAUCAGGUCAGGAAAGAGACACCUACUGAGAAUAAUCGAGAAAGUGACAAUCCAUCAUCGUCAUCUUCAAUAGAGAGAAGACUUCAUCUUGACUGAUGUUAACUGUUUAGUAAAACACAAGGACUGACUCACUGUUGAACCAAUGAGGAUUUGAGUUCAACAGUGACCUCAACAAAACUGCAUCAAAGCUUGAGAGACAACAUAUCUCAGUGCUUUGACAAAACCUUGAAAGUUUACAUUAAAAUCUCCACACAGCAGUUUUUACAUGUAUUUAUAAACUGUAUUUUUCAACCUGGAAAAGAACUGACAAAAUAAAGAUCAGUGAUUUUAGAAAGUGUGAUGUUUUGUUGACUUAUUAGAGGUGUAUGUUUCAUUUGACAUUGGUAAUUAAUCAUCAGU